AAAUAUCCAAUCAUCAUUCGUCAUUCUCUCUGCCUGAACCGCGGAGUUAAGCUGACGGAUAUAUAAAAUGCGAGAUGCGGGGCUUCACUCUUUCGAUGCGGCUUUUUAUUAAUUCGCUUUUUCCGCAGUCAAAUCCAUGUUCGAUGGCCCUUUCAGCGCGAUAUGGAUAACUUGUAUUGUCCUUUUAAUUUUCGGCUUUAUUGCAGUGAUGCGACGGUGGCAGAUUGGUCAUCAAGAAGAGGGACCGCAGCAGGAAGUUGUUUCUUAUGUUAGCCAGGACUACAAUCCUCAAUACUACGUUCGAUCAAAUCAGCCUACGCCGACAUCAUCUGAAGCCCAAAUCAGUCGCCCUCCUGCAGUGUAUCAACCAGACAGUUAUGUCAUUGAUAUGCCACCUCCGUCAUACCAAGAAUAUAAGAAAGAUGUUCCACUACAAAGCUUCGACCAACCUCCCAAUCCGUUCGCUUCCUCUACUCAUCACAACACUACUUAACGGUAUUCUUUUAUCUGUACACAUUAUACUCCCUCUUGUAAUAUUUUGUAAUCCUCAUGGGUUUUAUCUCAUCCUGUAAUUAACACUCCUGUCGUGUUUCACUGUGGAUUUUUUGCCGGCUUGUUAGGCCAGACACCUUGAUAAAACACACUGAAACAUACACCCCAAGAACAGAAAAUGAUGUCAUUGCCAAUGCUCGUUAUGUAUACCUUGAUGGUGAUGUAUGCAGACCUCCCAGUGUAACUGUAAAAACCACCAUAAAAUACUGUAAACAUGAAAUAUCUUGCGAUUUACGUUCCUAUUAUACAAGUUUGCUGUUGAAGCUAAUGGAAGAGAUAUUCGAUCGCGGUGAUUUGAUCAACGAAGAAUCGUUGAUUCCAAGGAAGAAGCCCACCAUGUCAAUAACCUCUACGCAUAUCAUAGAUUUCCUGUUUCCCAAAGGAAUCCCAAUACCACUGCUGACACCAUUGUUCG
Messenger RNA from Radiomyces spectabilis, 967 nucleotides. RefSeq lists its product as uncharacterized. The record is from RefSeq and is a predicted model, not a curated record. Bases 137 to 493 code for a protein of 118 amino acids. The transcript has 2 exons. Lineage: Eukaryota; Fungi; Mucoromycota; Mucoromycetes; Mucorales; Radiomycetaceae.